Messenger RNA from Zingiber officinale, 2440 nucleotides. Its product is annotated as pentatricopeptide repeat-containing protein At1g28690, mitochondrial-like. Gene Ontology annotation, molecular function: protein binding; RNA binding. The record is from RefSeq and is a predicted model, not a curated record. Lineage: Eukaryota; Viridiplantae; Streptophyta; Magnoliopsida; Zingiberales; Zingiberaceae. Gene Ontology annotation, biological process: RNA modification. The coding region runs from base 273 to 1802 and encodes 509 amino acids. The transcript has a single exon.
GUGUGAAAUGAAAUUUGCCUGAUAAAGUCCCUCGAUCCUCUUGUGUGUGUGUUUCGAUAAGUCCAUCAAAAUUCUCUCUUCCGCCGCCGCCACCGCCGCUGCCCUCCGGUCGCCGAUUCCACCCUCCUGUCGCCGAUUCCACCCUCAUCUGUCACCGUACCAUCACCGAUCAGCUUCCGAAGUCCUCUCGUCGCUUUCCACCUCCAAAUCUAUAGUCGUUUAGAUCAUCACUAGGUACUGAUAGAGUUCGAGAUGACAAACCAUGAGGUGCGAUGAGAGAUCACAGAAUUUCAGGUCACCUUCUCCAUCCCAAAUCCUUCAAAACUCCCUUUUUCCAAACCCUCGCCCAAACCCUUCAGCAUUUCAUCGAAUCGAACUCCCCUUCCAAAGGCCAAACCCUCCACGCAAAGAUCAUCACCUUCGGCCUCCACCCCAACACCAAUCUAUUCAUCAAGCUCCUCAUCCUACAUCUCCGAUGCCGAUCAUUUCUCCACGCCCGGAAACUUUUCGAUCAAAUGCCAAGGAGAACUCUAUCAGCCUACAACUACAUGAUCGCCGGGUACUUCAAAGAAGGUCGUGUAGAGGAGUCACUGGACCUCAUCCGCAAGCUUUUGGCUUCAAACCAAAAGCCGGACGGGUUCACCUUAUCGAUGGCUCUGAAGCUUUCUGCGAGCUUGGGUUUGUGGAAUUUGCCGAGAGAGAUCCAUGCUCAGAUUGUCAGAUUGGGAAUUGGGUCCUCCGACGAGGUUGUCAUUGCUGCUCUCGUUGACUCUUAUGUGAAGAAUGGGAAUCUUCAAUAUGCCCGGAGUGUGUUUGAUUCAAUGCCGGAGCCAGAGAGGAAUUUAAUAUGUUCUACCGCAUUGGUUGUUGGUUAUAUGAAUCAAGGUGAGUUCAACGAAGCUGAGCAUAUUUUUAGGAGUUCGAAGGAGAAGGAUGUGAUUCUGUUCAAUGCAAUGAUUGAAGGGUACAGUAGAGGGCUAGAUACAUGUGUCAAUUCAAUAGAGAUGUACAAGAUGAUGCAACGAUUGAAUUACUUGCCGACGAUUUCUUCCUUUGUGAGUGUUAUUGGAGCUUGCGCACUCUCAUCGGCGUCGGAGGUUGGAGAACAAAUACACGGACAGAUGGCUAAGAUGGAGGCCCUUUCUCAUGUCAAAUGCGGGAGUGCACUUGUUGACAUGUAUUCUAAAUGUGGAAAAGUUGCGGAUGCCAGAAAGAUGUUCGACGAAAUGCCUGAGCAGAAUGUUUUUACCUGGACAUCGAUGAUCGAUGGGUAUGGGAAAAAUGGGAUUCCGAAUCUGGCCCUAACUCUUUUCUACAAAAUGAAGGAUUGCUGUAACGACAGACCGAAUCAUGCCACAUUCUUGAGUGUUCUAUCGGCUUGUGGGCAUGCUGGAUUGGUGUCAAAUGGUCGCCAAAUUUUUGAGAGCAUGGAGAGGGAGUACAAACUUAAACCGAGAAUUGAGCAUUAUGCUUGCAUGGUGGAUCUCUUAGGUCGGAGUGGAAACCUAAGCGAAGCGUACAGAUUCAUUGAACAGAUGCCCAUGAAGCCGAAUUCAGAUGUAUGGACAGCUUUGCUAGGAGCAGCUAGCAUUCACGGAAAUGUUGUGAUGGCAGAUGUUGCUGCGAAAGAAGUUUUUAAAUUGAGUCGAAAUGAAAGGCCAGGAGCUUACGUUGUUUUGUCCAACACUUUUGCGGCUGCAGAGAAAUGGAAAGGUGUAAGUAAAGUAAGGAAGUUGAUGAAAGCAAUGGGUGUCUCUAAAGGCACUGGUCAAAGUUGGGUGGAUGUAAACAAAGGUGCUUGAAAAUUUCUUUUCAGGAAAGAAACUCUUCGGAUAAAUCCAAGGAGAGGUACAUCCGCUUCGCAGGACUACCUGCAAGGAUCGCCAAUUAUUUGACUGUAUGCUCAUUUUGAUUUAUAAUAACAGCUUCGGAUCAGGAAGAACUCUUCAGUGUGAGAAUGAUGUGCACAUCGCCUUAAACAAUACCAUCUUUCGAAUUGUUUAGACACUCCUCGCAUCUCGAACUUCAUGAACCAAUGCGGUUUAUCUUUUUGAAGUUAUUGUUGAGACGUUCAUGGGAAUCUAUUUGUGAGAUUCAAUAUCAAAGUGAAGCUCAUAGCGAGCCAUGAGUACCACCGCUGAGGAAGGCUCGCGUCUGUUUUUUGGUUCAAAUUCUUCAAGGUUAGUUCGAGCGGAAGAAACGGACAUGAUAUCAAUGAUAUUAAUCUCCAUAAAAAAGUGAACAAGAUGCAGAUCGACAGUGCUGACUUUAUGAGAAUGAGAGGAGAAGAACAGCAUUUAUCGUGUCGAAUAUUCGUCUGUAUACUCCGAAUAUUCGAGGGAAAUUAGGUGCAUCGUGUAUGUUUGUUAUGCGGUUUAUCAUUUGCAUUUUUUUUUUUUGUCUGGAAAGUAUAAAACCGGUUGACAGAAUUAUUAGCAUA